AUGCGUCGCUGCUUUUUACCAGAAAAUUGGAUUGUUCACUCGCCUGAAGGAGGUUAUUUGAGAGGACGACGAGCUUCAGCCGAAUCGCAGCGAUACAUCCGCUUUUUUGAACUACAAAAUCCCGAGUCUGCAGGUCAAAUUCAACAUGCCCAAUGGGCAAUUGGAGAAGCUCAUGUUGAAGACUGCGGAUAUAGACUCGAUGGAUUAUGGCAAAGAUCGCCUCCCCUUUGCCCUUUGGCAAUUGAAUAUAUGGGGUGUUACUAUCACGGUUGUCCCAAAUGCUUCCCAAUACGUGACCAACGUUUAGCAGCUGGUCGUACAGCUGAAGAGCUUUUUGAGAGAACCCAACAACGCCUAUGGGAAUUGGAGCAUCAACAUGGAUAUCAACUACAUGUUGUCUGGGGACAUGAGAUUAAAGAAAAGCUGAUUAACAACACACAAUUACAAAGAAAAUGGUUUGAAAUUGACUGUGUUCGGCCUAUGGAUCCCAGAGAAGACUGCCUUAGAGGAGGAAGGACAGAACCCUUCAAACUUCAUCACAUGUGUGCUGAAGAUGAAGAGAUCCUCUACAUCGAUAUUUCUCUACCCUUAUGUUAUGAAGGCAAGAUCUUUUCCUAUUGAACAUCCAAAUGUCUUGACUCGUGAAACAUUGCUUCUUCCACCAAACAACCCUUUGCCUUGGACA
This is a messenger RNA of Meloidogyne enterolobii, 685 nucleotides long. Lineage: Eukaryota; Metazoa; Nematoda; Chromadorea; Rhabditida; Meloidogynidae. The record is from the annotation of a GenBank genome assembly.